AUGUACAAUCCAAGGUUGGUGGACACUGUGAUUCAGUUGCUUUUGAGAAUUCUCAAAAGCGACAUGUACAAUCCAAGGUUGGUGGACACUGUGAUUCAGUUGCUUUUGAGAAUUCUCAAAAGCGACAUGUACAAUCCAAGGUUGGUGGACACUGUGAUUCAGUUGCUUUUGAGAAUUCUCAAAAGCGACAUGUGCAAUCCAAGGCUCGUGGACAAUGUGAUUCAGUAUCUUUCUGCACUGCUUCUCACCUGUGCAAUCCCUGCCGUGCACUCUGCCUUUCGUCCUGCCAUGCUUUCUGCCAUUUCUCCUGCCAUCCCCCCUGUCUCUCCUCUUUCCAUUCCCCUGUGGCGCCAUUCGGAGGCACCAUUCUGUUCCUGA
Closterium sp. Yama58-4 is the source of this 378-nucleotide messenger RNA. NCBI's taxonomy places the organism in Eukaryota, Viridiplantae, Streptophyta, Zygnematophyceae, Desmidiales, Closteriaceae. The record is from the annotation of a GenBank genome assembly.